UCAAACCUGGUGAAAAAACCAAAGAGGAAGAACCCCAAAUAAAAAUUAAAAAAGGAAAAGAAGUUUAAAACGUUUCUAAGGAUCAGAUUCAUGGCUAUCAAGCAUCUCAGUCCUUUCUCAUUGGUCUUUCUUGCCACGGCCACUUUCCUCCUUGCUGGUCAGACCGCAGCUCGCAUCCUUGAUGGUGACUUGUGUCGCAAGACAGACUACCCACCGCUUUGCAAGAGAGCUGUAAAGGGGUCAGUGAGUGAUCCAAAACUUGCUACUGAACUUGCUGUUAAGGCGUUGAUCGAUCAAACAAUGGGGGCGAAGGCCUUGGCUGCCAAGCUAGGCAAAAGUCCUAAACUUGAUAACUGCCUUACCAGUUACGACGAUGCCAUCGACAACCUAAAGAAAUCCCUGGACAACAUCAACCAUAAGGAUCCUGGGAGCCUCAUGAGCAACCUCAGCGCAGUGGUUGCUGAUUACGAGACAUGCGAUGAUGCUUUUGCGGAAGCCGGUCAAAGAUCUCCUCUUGCUGCUACUAAUAAAAAGUCCAGUCACAUGGCUAGCAACUGCUUGGCAUUGGGAAGUCAAAUCAAGUUUUAAAGCGAAAUUUUUCAACAACAAAAAAUGCCUGAGAAUAUUGAGUUAAUUUCUCUGCAGCAUUUUUUUUUUCGUUAGUCGCGUUAGGAAGAAGAAAGCUGAUAUUGUUAGCGAGGUCUCUUUUUGCCAUGUUUCUUGUACCUUCGGUGUUGAAUAUCAUUAGCUUCUCUA
Durio zibethinus is the source of this 756-nucleotide messenger RNA. RefSeq lists its product as uncharacterized. Gene Ontology annotation, biological process: negative regulation of catalytic activity. Gene Ontology annotation, molecular function: enzyme inhibitor activity. NCBI's taxonomy places the organism in Eukaryota, Viridiplantae, Streptophyta, Magnoliopsida, Malvales, Malvaceae. The record is from RefSeq and is a predicted model, not a curated record.